Budorcas taxicolor (takin) is the source of this 5700-nucleotide messenger RNA. It is a transcript of the gene MYO5A, whose product is annotated as myosin VA. The transcript is spliced from 42 exons. Bases 1 to 5700 code for a protein of 1899 amino acids. Gene Ontology annotation, molecular function: microfilament motor activity; actin filament binding; ATP binding. Gene Ontology annotation, cellular component: cytoplasm; actin cytoskeleton; myosin complex. The record is from RefSeq and is a predicted model, not a curated record. Lineage: Eukaryota; Metazoa; Chordata; Mammalia; Artiodactyla; Bovidae. Gene Ontology annotation, biological process: vesicle transport along actin filament; actin filament organization.
AUGGCGAGAAGCUUCAUGGGUCCAGCACCGCUUCUGUGGUUCUCCUCUUCCUUCAGGAUAUCUGUGGGGGCACCUGCCUCCUUGUUUGCCAGGGUUUGGAUACCUGAUCCUGAAGAAGUUUGGAAGUCAGCAGAGCUGCUCAAAGAUUAUAAGCCAGGAGAUAAAGUUCUUCUCCUUCACCUUGAGGAUGGAAAGGAUUUGGAAUAUCGUCUAGAUCCAAAGACCAAGGAACUGCCUCAUUUAAGAAACCCUGACAUACUUGUGGGUGAAAAUGACCUCACAGCCCUCAGUUAUCUUCACGAGCCUGCUGUACUCCAUAAUCUCAGAGUCCGCUUUAUUGAUUCCAAACUUAUUUAUACAUAUUGUGGUAUAGUCCUAGUAGCUAUAAAUCCUUAUGAACAGCUGCCUAUUUAUGGAGAAGAUAUUAUUAAUGCAUAUAGUGGUCAAAACAUGGGUGAUAUGGAUCCACAUAUCUUUGCAGUAGCUGAAGAAGCUUACAAGCAAAUGGCCAGAGAUGAACGAAAUCAGUCCAUCAUUGUAAGUGGAGAGUCUGGGGCAGGAAAAACAGUCUCAGCUAAGUAUGCCAUGAGAUACUUUGCAACAGUCAGUGGUUCUGCCAGUGAAGCCAAUGUUGAGGAAAAGGUGUUGGCUUCCAACCCCAUCAUGGAGUCAAUUGGAAAUGCUAAAACAACCAGGAAUGAUAACAGUAGCCGUUUUGGGAAGUAUAUUGAGAUUGGUUUUGAUAAGAGAUAUCGAAUCAUCGGUGCCAAUAUGAGAACUUACCUUUUAGAGAAAUCCAGAGUGGUGUUCCAGGCAGAAGAGGAGAGAAACUAUCAUAUCUUCUAUCAACUUUGUGCCUCAGCAAACCUACCUGAAUUUAAAGUGCUGCGAUUAGGAGAUGCAAAUAACUUCCAUUACACGAAUCAAGGUGGCAGUCCUGUGAUUGAAGGAGUAGAUGAUGCCAAGGAGAUGGCACAUACCAGGCAGGCCUGCACUUUGCUAGGAAUUAGUGAAUCUUAUCAGAUGGGAAUUUUCCGAAUACUUGCUGGCAUCCUACACUUAGGCAAUGUUGUGUUUAUGUCUCGAGAUUCAGACAGCUGCACAAUCCCUCCCAAGCAUGAACCCCUCAGCAUCUUCUGUGACCUCAUGGGUGUGGACUUUGAGGAGAUGAGUCACUGGCUCUGCCAUCGGAAGCUGGCCACUGCCACAGAGACGUACAUCAAGCCCAUCUCCAAGCUGCAGGCCACGAAUGCCCGUGAUGCACUGGCCAAGCACAUCUAUGCCAAGCUCUUUAACUGGAUUGUAGAUCAUGUCAAUCAGGCACUCCAUUCUGCUGUCAAGCAGCAUUCUUUUAUCGGUGUGCUGGAUAUUUAUGGAUUUGAAACAUUUGAGAUAAAUAGUUUUGAACAGUUUUGCAUAAAUUAUGCAAAUGAAAAACUACAGCAACAAUUCAAUAUGCACGUUUUCAAAUUAGAACAAGAAGAAUAUAUGAAAGAACAAAUUCCAUGGACACUCAUAGAUUUUUAUGAUAAUCAGCCUUGCAUUAAUCUUAUAGAAUCUAAACUGGGCAUUCUAGAUUUGCUGGAUGAGGAAUGCAAGAUGCCUAAAGGUACAGAUGACACUUGGGCCCAAAAAUUGUACAACACACAUUUGAACAAAUGUGCACUAUUUGAGAAGCCCCGCCUAUCAAACAAAGCUUUCAUCAUCCAGCAUUUUGCUGACAAAGUGGAAUACCAGUGUGAAGGCUUUCUGGAAAAGAAUAAAGACACCGUUUUUGAAGAACAAAUUAAAGUUCUUAAAUCAAGCAAGUUUAAGAUGUUACCAGAAUUAUUUCAAGACGAUGAGAAGACCAUCAGCCCAACCUCAGCCACCUCUUCAGGGCGCACGCCUCUCACCCGCACCCCUUCAAAGCCCACCAAAGGCAGACCAGGCCAGACAGCCAAAGAGCACAAGAAAACAGUAGGGCACCAGUUCCGAAACUCCCUCCACCUGCUUAUGGAGACCCUGAACGCCACUACACCUCACUAUGUGCGCUGUAUCAAGCCUAACGACUUCAAGUUCCCAUUCACGUUUGAUGAGAAGAGGGCAGUGCAGCAGCUGAGAGCAUGUGGUGUCCUGGAAACCAUUCGGAUCAGCGCAGCAGGUUUCCCCUCUCGGUGGACUUACCAAGAAUUUUUCAGCCGCUAUCGGGUCCUAAUGAAGCAAAAAGAUGUACUAAGUGACAGAAAGCAAACAUGCAAGAAUGUUUUAGAGAAACUGAUAGUGGACAAGGACAAAUACCAGUUUGGGAAGACAAAGAUCUUUUUCCGAGCUGGUCAAGUGGCCUACCUAGAAAAAUUGAGGGCAGACAAGCUGAGGGCUGCCUGCAUCCGGAUCCAGAAGACGAUCCGAGGGUGGCUGCUGAGGAAGAAGUACCUGCGCAUGCGCAAGGCUGCCAUCACCGUGCAGAGAUAUGUGCGAGGCCACCAGGCCCGAUGCUAUGCUAAGUUCCUGCGCAGAACCAAGGCAGCCACUAUCAUUCAGAAGUACUGGCGUAUGUAUGUAGCUCGCCGGAGAUACAAGAUCAUGAGAACUGCCACAAUUGUCCUUCAGUCUUAUUUGCGAGGCUACUUGGCCAGAAAUAGGUAUCACAAGAUACUCCGUGAGCACAAAGCAGUCAUCAUUCAGAAGUGGGUCCGUGGCUGGCUGGCUCGCACCUACUAUAGGAGGAGCAUCCACGCCAUCAUCUACCUCCAGUGCUGCUUCCGACGGAUGAUGGCCAAGCGCGAGCUGAAGAAACUUAAGAUCGAGGCCCGCUCUGUGGAGCGCUAUAAGAAGCUCCACAUCGGCAUGGAGAACAAGAUCAUGCAGCUGCAGCGCAAAGUUGAUGAGCAGAACAAAGACUACAAAUGCCUCAUGGAGAAACUGACCAAUCUAGAAGGAACAUACAACUCGGAGACCGAGAAGCUACGAAGUGAUUUAGAACGUCUUCAGCUAAGUGAAGAAGAAGCUAAGAUUGCUACUGGACGGGUCCUCAGUCUGCAGGAAGAAAUUGCCAAGCUACGGAAAGACCUGGAACAAACUCGGUCUGAGAAAAAAUCCAUUGAGGAACAUGCUGAUAGAUACAAACAAGAAACUGAGCAGCUGGUGUCAAAUCUGAAGGAAGAAAAUACUUUGCUGAAGCAGGAAAAAGAGGCCCUCAAUCACCGUAUCGUGGAGCAGGCUAAGGAGAUGACAGAGACUAUGGAGAAGAAGUUAGUAGAAGAAACAAAACAACUGGAACUCGAUCUUAAUGAUGAAAGGCUGAGAUAUCAGAACCUUCUGAAUGAGUUUAGUCGCUUGGAAGAACGCUAUGAUGACCUCAAGGAAGAGAUGACUUUGAUGGUGAAUGUGCCUAAGCCUGGACACAAGAGAACAGACUCUACCCACAGCAGCAAUGAGUCUGAAUACACCUUUAGCUCUGAAAUUGCAGAAACUGAAGAUAUUCCAUCAAGGACAGAGGAGCCAAGUGAGAAGAAGGUGCCUCUGGACAUGUCAUUGUUCCUCAAGCUCCAGAAGCGGGUGACAGAGCUGGAGCAGGAGAAGCAGGUGAUGCAGGAUGAGCUGGACCGCAAGGAGGAGCAGGUGCUCCGCAGCAAGGCAAAGGAAGAAGAAAGACCACAGAUUAGAGGUGCAGAACUGGAAUAUGAGUCACUCAAGCGUCAAGAACUAGAGUCAGAAAACAAAAAACUGAAAAAUGAGCUAAAUGAGUUACGAAAGGCCCUCAGUGAGAAAAGUUCCCCUGAGGUGACUGCCCCAGGCGCGCCAGCCUACCGUGUCCUCAUGGAGCAGCUGACCUCUGUGAGUGAGGAGCUCGAUGUCCGCAAGGAGGAAGUCCUCAUCCUGAGGUCUCAGCUGGUGAGCCAGAAGGAAGCCAUCCAACCCAAGGAUGACAAGAACACAAUGACAGAUUCCACAAUACUUUUAGAAGAUGUACAAAAAAUGAAAGAUAAAGGUGAAAUAGCACAAGCAUAUAUUGGUUUGAAAGAAACCAACAGAUCAUCUGCUAUGGAUUGCCAUGAGUUGAAUGAGGAUGGAGAGCUGUUGCUGGUUUAUGAAGGGCUAAAACAAGCCAACAGGCUCCUGGAGUCCCAGCUGCAGUCUCAGAAGAGGAGCCAUGAGAAUGAGGCUGAAGCUCUCCGCGGGGAAAUCCAGAGCCUGAAGGAGGAGAACAACCGGCAGCAGCAGCUGCUGGCCCAGAACCUACAGCUGCCCCCAGAGGCCCGCAUUGAGGCUAGCCUGCAGCACGAGAUCACUCGGCUCACCAAUGAGAACCUGUAUUUUGAGGAAUUAUAUGCAGAUGACCCUAAGAAGUAUCAAUCAUAUCGGAUUUCACUUUACAAACGGAUGAUUGAUUUGAUGGAACAACUCGAAAAACAAGAUAAGACUGUCCGGAAACUGAAAAAACAACUGAAAGUAUUUGCCAAAAAAAUUGGUGAACUAGAAGUGGGCCAGAUGGAGAACAUAUCGCCAGGACAGAUCAUUGAUGAACCCAUUCGUCCAGUCAACAUUCCCAGGAAGGAAAAGGAUUUCCAAGGAAUGCUGGAAUACAAGAAGGAGGAUGAGCAAAAACUUGUGAAGAACCUGAUUCUGGAGCUGAAGCCACGUGGUGUGGCAGUCAAUUUGAUUCCAGGGUUACCAGCGUAUAUCCUGUUUAUGUGUGUUCGGCAUGCUGACUACCUGAAUGAUGACCAGAAAGUAAGGUCGUUGCUAACAUCAACAAUUAACAGCAUCAAGAAAGUACUGAAGAAAAGAGGUGAUGAUUUUGAAACCGUCUCCUUUUGGCUUUCCAACACAUGCCGAUUUUUGCACUGUUUAAAGCAGUACAGUGGAGAAGAGGGCUUUAUGAAACACAACACCUCUCGCCAGAAUGAACACUGCCUCACCAAUUUUGACUUGGCUGAGUACCGGCAGGUGCUCAGUGACUUGGCAAUUCAGAUCUACCAGCAGCUCGUGCGGGUGUUAGAGAACAUCCUUCAGCCAAUGAUCGUCUCCGGAAUGCUGGAGCAUGAAACCAUUCAGGGUGUCUCUGGGGUGAAGCCCACAGGGCUAAGAAAGCGAACCUCCAGCAUCGCUGACGAGGGCACCUACACACUGGACUCCAUCCUGCGGCAGCUCAACUCCUUCCACUCGGUCAUGUGUCAGCACGGCAUGGACCCCGAACUGAUCAAGCAGGUGGUCAAGCAGAUGUUCUACAUCGUGGGGGCCGUCACCCUGAACAACCUCCUCUUGCGGAAGGACAUGUGCUCCUGGAGUAAAGGCAUGCAGAUCAGGUACAAUGUCAGUCAAUUAGAAGAAUGGCUACGUGACAAGAAUUUGAUGAACAGUGGGGCUAAGGAAACCCUGGAGCCUCUCAUUCAGGCUGCUCAGCUUUUGCAAGUGAAAAAGAAAACAGAUGAUGACGCAGAAGCCAUUUGUUCCAUGUGCAAUGCUUUAACUACUGCCCAGAUUGUCAAAGUGUUGAAUUUGUAUACACCAGUUAAUGAGUUUGAAGAAAGAGUUUCUGUGUCAUUUAUUCGUACUAUACAGAUGCGUUUACGAGACAGGAAAGACUCUCCUCAACUACUCAUGGAUGCAAAACACAUCUUUCCUGUCACCUUUCCUUUUAACCCCUCUUCCCUUGCGCUAGAAACUAUCCAGAUUCCAGCCAGCCUGGGCCUGGGAUUCAUAUCACGGGUCUGA